GUCAUGGUGAUUGGUGAUCAGCUGUUUGAUGACAACAACAACACGGCAGCCACCAGCAGCAGGACGCCGCCAGCCACUGUCUCCCUCACACUCCAGGACAAAAAAUAGAGGCAAGCAAAUUUCCUUCAAAAAAUCUGUCGGGCAUCAGUUGUACAUCUGUUACGUCAACUUUCAAUGAAAAUUUUAUCGAGGAGGUUGUUAACUAGGGAGAACUUCAUCUGCUACAGGAACCUUUUGAUGUCUAAAAACCACACCCUGUACAGGAUGAAUAGUAGUUACAGGGAAAGAGACCUUCAGCCUAAGAGAGUGGCGGUUACACAGAUGACUGCCUCUCGUGAUAAGGACAUUAAUUUCAAGACUUGUGUUGACUUGGUGGAGAGAGCAGCCAGGUCAGGAGCUCAGAUGGUGUUCCUUCCCGAAGCAUGUGAUUAUAUCGCCGAGUCAAAGGAAGAGUCGGUUCAGCUCGCAGAAUCUAUCCACGGACCGCUGGUAGCCAAGUAUCGGGAGCUGGCAGCCUCAACACAUGUCUGGUUGUCACUAGGAGGGCUUCACAUUAAGAAUGAAGGAGAGGACAAGAUAAGUAACACCCAUCUGAUGAUAGAUGACCGAGGGAUGAUCGUCUCCAGCUACAGUAAGGUGCACCUCUUCAGUGUACACAUCCCUGAGAGGAACCUUCACCUCGAGGAAAAGACUUAUGUGUCUGCCGGCGGGUCAAUACGUCCCCCCGUGUCUACACCCGUGGGCCAAGUUGCCUUGUCUAUUUGCUAUGACAUGCGCUUCCCAGAGAUGAGUCUCAUACAGAGGAAACUUGGUGCUCAGAUUCUGACCUUUCCUUCAGCAUUUACGGUAACAACUGGACUGGCACAUUGGGAGGCUCUUUUAAGAGUUCGUGCAAUAGAGACGCAGUGUUAUGUGGUGGCAGCAGCUCAGACGGGCCAGCACAACAUAAAACGGUCUUCUUAUGGACAUGCUAUGAUUGUCGACCCUUGGGGGGCUGUAGUGUGUCAAGUCAGUGAAGGCACAAACUUUGCAUUAGCAGACAUUAACCUGGAAUAUCUUGAGACAAUUCGCCAAGAAAUGCCAGUCCUGUCUCACCGCCGCCUGGACCUGUACCAUGUUAAUGACGUGCAGUUACCAGAUAGUUCAAGGAUCUGUGACCUGUAUCCAUUUCCAAGUCCAUACAUCAGUUAUCAGUUUGGUACGGUCGCGGUCCCUGGGUCGUGUGUGUUCCUCAAGUCUCGUCUUUCCCAAGCGUUCGUCAACAAGAAGCCUCUGGUGCCAGGACACAUCCUUGUGACUUCAGAGAGGCCAGCUAAACGUCUAGUAGAGUUGCAGGUUCCAGAGAUUAGUGACUUGGCUCAGCUAACCCAAAAAGCUCUUGAAGUUGUUAUGUGUCAAUACAAACCUGAGAGCUGCCAGAUUGCUAUCCAGGAUGGACCAGCAGCAGGACAAACCAUUGAUCACAUUCACAUUCAUAUUGUACCACAAAGCUCAGCACCAACACAGAAACUACAGGGACAUGAAGAGGACUUUGUUAGUCAGUGGCGAGACACAACAGAGAUGGAGGAGGAAGCCGGUCAGCUGAGAGGGGUGGCCAUGCAGAUCCUCCCGGGCUUGUCCAACACUGUUUCGGGCAUUUCUGAUGAUGUGGAAGUUCCUGACCCGAGGUGUCCCCAGAGCUUCCAGUUUGGUUCAGUAAAAGUUCCCAGCGGUUGUGUGUUUGUUAAAACAAAACAUUCCUGUGCCUUUGUGGCGCCUAACCCUGUUUUGCCGGGUCAUGUGUAUGUUACCCUGCUUAAGCCGUCAAUAGGGUUUAGGAAGGCGAGUGCAGACCAGCUCACAGAUUUAUUUCUGAGUGUGCAGUCAGCCCAGCACCUUGUGGAGACCAGCCAGAAUGCUGACUCCUCUACCAUCGUCCUCCUAGAGAACUCACACUCAUCUCAGGCAGAUCAGCUGCAGUAUCUCCAGCUACACGCACACAUCAUACCAAGAACUGAAGGGGACCUCACCAACAGUGACGACAUCUACGACUCUAUAUUAAGCCAUUACCAGCAAUGUUCCGAGUGGACAUUUACGGAGCAGCUAUUGGCUCUGGCCGGUCAGCUGAGGAGCUUAUGAUUUAUGCUGAACAAAACUUACAAAUGGGAUUAAUGUACCAAUUGUUCUGGGACUGAAAGUUGUCCAGGUCUGUCAGAGAAUUGGUGCUGAUUUUUUUCCCAUCAAACUUAUAACUUUUUAAAAAAUUUUAGAUGUAAAUAUUUCUAAAGUUUAUAUUACAUUAAAAUCAGUCAAUGAGUGAGAGUAGAACUAGUAGCUAAGUGAUGACUGUGAUGUGUCAAACUUAUAUUUUUCAGAGAGCAUUAUAGCUUCAGUGUCCCAAAGACUGAGUGUGGUGAGAGAGACUGUAAGAACUUAUGGGUUAACCUGACUUGCUGAAAAUGUUUAGUAAUGGCAAAUAGUUCUACUGGUCCCCACACAAAGGAUUAAAUUUAGUAUUUCUUAUCUGCUGUAAUCCCCAACCCGGAUCUCCUUUACUAUAACAAAAACAGUAAAUCAUAUUGAGUCAGUUACAGUAUAUCAGAUUGAUUCAUUAUAGUAUACAGUACAAGUAUCAGAUUGAGUCAAUUACAGUACAGUAUAUCAGAUUACUUAUAUGUUUCUUUUACAGACAUUGUUCAUACAGACAGCUAGAGAUAGAGGCCAUCAUAUCAAAAUACUGUGUAAAGUUCCAGGCUCACUGCAUGAAGGUACGAAACAUUAUUAAAUUAGUCAAAUAAGUUUAUUAUUCUUCAUAGUUGGUGCCGGUGCUAGUGCCAGGCUGUAGACUCGCCUAACACUCACUACAACACUCUUUAUGGGUUCUUCUGUAGAAAUGAUUAUUUUAAGAAAGGCUUCAGGUUCUUGUAGGUGUUUAUCCAUUCUUUCCUCUUGUCACUGUGUAGUCUAUUGCCAUAGUUAUAGAAUACAAUACCACAUGUAUUGAUACAGUAAUGUAUUUAGAUUCAUGAGAAAACCAGCUACAAUGUUUA
Messenger RNA from Homarus americanus (American lobster), 3029 nucleotides. It is a transcript of the gene NitFhit, whose product is annotated as nitrilase and fragile histidine triad fusion protein NitFhit-like. Gene Ontology annotation, biological process: nucleobase-containing compound metabolic process. Bases 175 to 2118 code for a protein of 647 amino acids. Lineage: Eukaryota; Metazoa; Arthropoda; Malacostraca; Decapoda; Nephropidae. Gene Ontology annotation, molecular function: bis(5'-adenosyl)-triphosphatase activity; hydrolase activity, acting on carbon-nitrogen (but not peptide) bonds, in linear amides. The transcript is spliced from 15 exons. The record is from RefSeq and is a predicted model, not a curated record.